CUCAAAGCCUUGCAGCAGAACACCUGGGUGCACCUUGCUUGUCAUGGCAAGCAGGACCCUAUGCAGCCUUAUAAUUCGCAUUUCGUCAUGAGAGAUGAACAUCUGACACUGCUCAAUAUCAUGGAGAAACAUCUUCUGCAGGCUGAGUUCGCAUUCUUAUUGGCUUGUCAUACUUCUGUAGGCGAU
Suillus plorans is the source of this 186-nucleotide messenger RNA. RefSeq lists its product as uncharacterized. The record is from RefSeq and is a predicted model, not a curated record. Lineage: Eukaryota; Fungi; Basidiomycota; Agaricomycetes; Boletales; Suillaceae. The transcript has a single exon. The annotation marks the transcript as partial.